ACCCAAUCGGCAAAUGGCCACUCCGUAUCCCCACAAACAGGGCAGAGAAGUUCGGAACUGCAACGGCUGAAACGGCGUGUGCUGAAAAGCGGCGACUCGCGCGCCUCCAGUGCCUACUUUGCCAAGAAGAAUGCCCGCCAAAACACGGUAUACCAUAUAUAG
This is a messenger RNA of Sphaeroforma arctica JP610, 162 nucleotides long. RefSeq lists its product as hypothetical. The transcript has a single exon. The record is from RefSeq and is a predicted model, not a curated record. Lineage: Eukaryota; Ichthyosporea; Ichthyophonida. The annotation marks the transcript as partial.